Molecule: messenger RNA, 945 nt
Organism: Medioppia subpectinata
Lineage: Eukaryota; Metazoa; Arthropoda; Arachnida; Sarcoptiformes; Oppiidae
Source: the annotation of a GenBank genome assembly
AUCGGCGAACAACAGUCGGGACUACUCUAUAAUAACAAUGAUUUCAGAUACAAGCCAUCGGAACAAACGAGAGAUCCUAAACAAAUCAGAACUCCAUAUAAUUAUAGAUCGCAAUCGCAACAGGAAUAUAAAGGCGAUGGCUUUGACGGCGAUUACGGGAGCCGUAAACUGAGCCCAGUUUUCAAAGCCCAGCAAUCGAUGAAAUACGAGGACUCAUUGGAGGCGAAACUGAAGCAGAAAGAAAACGCUAAACAAAUGUAUGAAUCGAAACCAGAAUAUGAUUACGACAGCAGUAAUAGUGAACCGGAAGACGAAGACAUCAAAACUGAUGACAACUAUAAUAUAAAUCAAAAUAAAAAGACUCCUUAUUUGGCGCAUAAUAUCAAUAAUAAUCAGAAUCGGAAAAAUCAAUUGAAUGGCAGAGGUUUUGUUCAGAAACAAGAAGCCAUUAGUCCCUACUAUUACAACAGAGAAAGUGGUCAAUCAUUGCCUCCAUAUAACGCCGAGCCAUUUGACGGAUGGCCUAACUAUUACUAUAAAGCAAAUGCCAAUAAUUGGCCACAACUGGCGGCCGCCGCCACUCAAAUACAGGAGACAAUAGACGGCCAAAGUAUACUCAAUCUAUACAAUGGAUAUAGGAAUCAGAAUAAGGAAAGCGUCCGAUCGGCACUGUAUUCGCCCGCAUAUGACUUGAUGGCCGACACACAGCUCAAGGCUGCGUCCAAUCCGGUGCCCAUGCAGUCCAUGCAAAACAGUAAGAUAUACGCGCCGUACGCCACCGCCGGCUCAACCUAUCAGCCCAUCAACCUUUUUGCCGGCUAUGGACGAGACUAUAGUCUGGUUGACUUGAAUGGAGAGCUAUAUCCGGCUCCGUUGGUCUCGCAAAAGCCGCCCCGACAGCUACACAAACCUCUGCAUCAAAGCGGUGGUGAUUUGGCUGAACAG